AUGGCUCCACAUAACGUUCGGUGGGGUAUCAUGGCCACCGGCUGGAUUGCAAGUGUUGUUGCAGUUGCAUCGUCUUCCUCAAAGUCCCGUGCAGAGGAUUUUAUCUCAGAUACGGGCAUUCCUGCUCCCUGCGCUGCCCACGAGUCCUAUAGGGACCUCGUAGCCGAUCCCAAUGUAGACGUCGUCUACGUUGCAACGCCUCACUCGCACCACUUUCAAAACGUUAUGCUUGCUUUUGAAGCGGGUAAACAUGUUCUAUGUGAAAAAGCUUUCACUGUCAAUGCGGCCCAGGCAAAGAUUCUCUGCGAAACGGCGAAAACGAAGAAUCUCUUUUUAAUGGAAGCCGUCUGGACUCGGUACUUCCCACUUAGCGUACAGGUUCGUGGAUUAAUUCAGGAUGGCACUCUUGGUGAGGUUCUGCGUGUGCUGGCCGAUAAUAGCUUUGGAGAUGACAUGGAGGAAAGAUGGGGUAUCGAGCAUCGGAUGGUUAACAAGGACCUGGCUGGCGGGGCGCUGCUUGAUUUGGGUAUUUACUCCUUGACCUGGGUCUUCCAGGCUCUGUAUCACACUCUUCCCCGCGAGUCGCGCAAGGCACCCUCACGGAUCUCAUCGCAUAUGUCUCUUUACCACCUCACUGGUGCUGAUGAAGCAACAUCCAUUCUCCUUACCUUCCCCACCAGUACUCCGUCCAACCUUCCUCCCCUAGGUGAAUCGCAGGCAGUGGCUAUGACACAUCUCCGAGUAUCGACCAAUGUCGACGACAAACCCGUCCAGCCUUCGGUCCGCAUUCAGGGCACCAAAGGUGAGAUCCAGAUAUACGGCCCUGCGUUCCGGCCGGAGCGGUACCGAGUUGUUCCGAAGGGCGAGGGGGAAGUCAAAGAGGUGGAAUGUUCAUUUCCUGGUGAAGGAAAGGGCAUGUACUGGGAGGCGGACGAGGUCGCACGGUGCUUGCGGGAUGGUAAGCUUGAAAGUGAUAGCAUGCCAUGGGAGGAGAGCAUCAUUAUUAUGGAGGUCAUGGAUGAGGUCAGGCGUCAGGGUGGAUUAGUUUAUCCUGAAAACAUUGAGUCCACAGUUUACCCUACACCGAUGUAA
Molecule: messenger RNA, 1092 nt
Organism: Aspergillus bombycis
Lineage: Eukaryota; Fungi; Ascomycota; Eurotiomycetes; Eurotiales; Aspergillaceae
Product: Gfo/Idh/MocA family protein
Exons: 4
Coding region: 1-1092 (363 amino acids)
Molecular function (GO): nucleotide binding
Source: RefSeq, a predicted model, not a curated record